AUGGAGUGUGGUAUUUUACCAUAUACCAUUAGUGAGAGAGCUGGAUGGCGCAAGAAUCUAACCCACUACUAUUAUUGUCAUUAUUAUUAUUACCAUCUAACCAUUUUUCUUCUAUCCAUUUCAGUAUUAAAUUCGUCCCUGGGCCAAGAAAGGAAGCGCUACCGCUCCGACGAGAACCGAUAUCGUCCGAGCGAUGAUGAUGACACGGAUUCGGCCGAAACGAGCGACCAGUGCCCGGAGCCGAACGGCUACUUCGCUGACGACGAGCAGUGCGACAAGUACUACGCCUGCAAAGAGAAUGCCAUAACUGAGAAACUUUGUCCAGACGGAAUGGUUUUCAAUGACUACGAUCCAAAUGUCGAAAAGUGUGAUCUGCCUUUUAACAUUGACUGCUCUACCAGAUCUAAACUACAGGAGCCCCAGCCAACCCUGCACUGCAGGCGUGCCAACGGUUACUUUGAGCAUGAAAACCCAAAUGUUUGCGACAAGUUCUAUUUUUGUGUUGAUGGAAAGUUUAAUGCCAUCACUUGUCCAGCUGGCCUGGUAUACAACGAGAAGACUGGUAUCUGCACUUGGCCUGAUGAAGCCAAGAAGUCGGGAUGCUUGGCCAAAGAUGUUUUUGCAUUCUCCUGUCCUGCUGUAGCCGAAGCAGAAGCUGGUAAACAUCCUCGUUAUGCAGAUCCAUCAGACUGUCAAUUCUUUUAUGUCUGCAUCAAUGGACAAACACCAAGAAGGUCAGGGUGCAAAUUAGGACAAGCUUUCGAUGAACGUACAAACAGAUGUGAAUGGGCCAGAACUGUACCAAGAUGCAAAGACUGGUACAAAGAUCGUCUGACCGAUGCGGAAUUAGAAGCUCUAGAAAAUCCAGAUGCAGCAGCUCCAGCAGUGGCUCCAAAACAGAAAGGUCCUGGUUCGACCAGGAAUAAAAAUAAGGAUAAUUUAGAAGUAACCGAGGAACAGCAGCAGAGCACUAGGAAGAAUUUGUUCAAUAAUAGCAACAGGAGGAGACAACAGACAAGGGGACAAAGAAGGACCACUACGACUACAACAACUACAGCAGCACCUGCUGAAGAAAUUAUUGAGUACGAGUAUGAAGAAGUAGAGGAGUAAAUGA
Messenger RNA from Ctenocephalides felis (cat flea), 1114 nucleotides. RefSeq names its product protein obstructor-E. Lineage: Eukaryota; Metazoa; Arthropoda; Insecta; Siphonaptera; Pulicidae. Gene Ontology annotation, cellular component: extracellular region. Bases 1 to 1110 code for a protein of 369 amino acids. The transcript is spliced from 7 exons. Gene Ontology annotation, molecular function: chitin binding. The record is from RefSeq and is a predicted model, not a curated record.